CAUCCACACUCUUCUACUGUCUUCUUGAAACCGUGGUCUGUAAAUUUUGUGGAAUUUUGGCUUUCGUCUACUGUGUCUCUCGGUUCUAAUCAAGGAGAGACCUCGAAAAAUGGCUGGAGCUCUUAAAGCGACCACAGGCCUCACGGGUCUUGCAGUUAGUCAAACUCCACAUCAUACUUUGACGAUGCUCUACGGUAAAAUUCGUAGAGCACUAGACAGACUGCCAAGUGAUUAUGCAUACAGACGUUAUACCGAAGAAAUAAUAAAACAAAGGGAGAGUAUCGUUAAAAAUAAUUCAAGCGUAGAAGAAAUUGAAAAACAGAUCGACGGGGGUCAAGUCGAAGAACUUAUCAUUCAAGCCAACAACGAAUUGCAGUUGGUACGUAAUAUGCUGGAAUGGAAAACAUGGGAACCGCUAAUCGAAGAGGAGCCACAGCAUCAAUGGACAUGGCCACCCCACAAGUAAUUUUGACUUAAAUUAUAGAAACUUGUAUAUUGUAAAUUAUUAUAUAUCGUAGUCUUUAAAUGAAAAAUAUUUACACUUGA
Messenger RNA from Orussus abietinus, 546 nucleotides. It is a transcript of the gene ND-13B, whose product is annotated as NADH dehydrogenase [ubiquinone] 1 alpha subcomplex subunit 5. Gene Ontology annotation, biological process: respiratory electron transport chain. The transcript has 3 exons. The coding region runs from base 110 to 466 and encodes 118 amino acids. The record is from RefSeq and is a predicted model, not a curated record. NCBI's taxonomy places the organism in Eukaryota, Metazoa, Arthropoda, Insecta, Hymenoptera, Orussidae.